This is a messenger RNA of Didymodactylos carnosus, 1908 nucleotides long. The record is from the annotation of a GenBank genome assembly. Lineage: Eukaryota; Metazoa; Rotifera; Eurotatoria; Philodinida; Philodinidae.
AUGCAAAAUUUCAUCCGCAAACGUGAUGUUUUAAUAUCUAAAAUAUUAGAUAAAAUGACAACAACAGAAAUUCAUUGUUUAUCAGCACUGGAAUUGAAUGCUACAAUGUUAAAAAUAUUUCACAACAAGUCAUUCGCGGUGAGAAACGAUAAAACACCAAAAGUACUUCAACAGUAUAAAGCGAAUACAUUAGCACGAUUGCCGAUGAUGUUGGCAAAAAUACAGUCAGGAGUACUUUUUGAGUACUCACACUUGAGUACAUUCACUAGGAUGACAUCAUUAGAACUUGAUGUCGAACAAUUUCUGCUAUUAGCUCCAUUAAAAUCUUUAUCAAAAAAGGAUGUCGAAGACUUAACAACUUUAGAUAGAUUAAAAACAUGGAAAGAAAAAUCUACCAUAAAUGAAAAAAUAAGUGAAUUACAAAAUCUGUCGCAAUUCAAAAAUGAUAUGAACUAUAAAAAAGCAAUUGUCAAUGAAAAUAUAAUCAGUUUCAUAAGAGAUGCAGAUCCAACGAAACUCGAACAACGACCAUUUUUGGUUAUUAUUGAUAAACGUCCGAAAACGUUCAUUGUGAAUGAUUCACAAUCGCUUCGUUAUAAUUUUUAUCAAAUUGAAAAACAUUCAAUGUAUUGCAAAGGUAAAAUCUGGUUAACUACAUCGUGUAAAUUAAAAGUCGAUCAAUAUGUCAAUUUAACGAAUGUCCAUUUGCAACCUGGUGAUGCCUACGUAUUUGAACUAUACUUUAUACAUGAAAAUUAUGACGAUAGUUACGAAUGGUGGCAAAAAGGUGUUAUUUAUGAACUAUUAGUGUCGUCUUAUCAAGAUUCAAAUAACGAUGGCAUGGGAGAUAUAAAUGGACUUCGACGACGAUUAGAUUAUAUAGAACAAUUAGGUGUGAAAACUAUUUGGUUGGCACCUAUCUAUGAUACACCAUGGAAAGAUUAUGGUUACGAUAUACGCGAUUUUUGUUCAAUUGAUAAACGAUUUGGUACAAUGAGCGAUUUCGAAGCAUUGAUAAACGAUAUUCACUCGCGUCACAUGAAAAUUAUCUUGGAUUUUGUUCCAAAUCAUACAAGUGAUGAACAUCCAUGGUUUCUUAAAGCUAAAGCUGGUGAUAAAAAGUACAUGGAUUAUUUUAUUUGGCAUAAAGGAAAUGCAAAUGAACAAGUAGACGGUCACAAUGGACUACCAAACAAUUGGUUGGGAUGUAGUGGUCUACCAAUGUGGACAUGGUGUCCUGAACUUGAAGUAUAUUAUUUACAUCAAUUUUUAGAUUGUCAACCGGAUUUAAAUUUUCGUAAUCCACAUGUUUUAGAAGAAAUUGAAUUAAUUUUAAAAUUUUGGUUAGAUAAAGGUAUUGAUGGAUUUCGUGGAGAUGCCAUUCGACAUCUCGUCGAAGAUGAGAAAUAUAAGGAUGAACCGAAAAGUGGACAAGAGAAAAAUCCCGUUAUGUACAUGUAUUAUAAACAUAUCUACACAGCUAAUCAAGAUGAAGAUUAUGAAAUUGUGAUUAGAUGGAGAAAAUUUCUUGAUGAAUAUAGUAUAAAAAAUGAACGAGAUUAUAUUCUAUUUAUUACAGAAGCCUAUGAUGCCGACGUCAAAAAAGUUGUUCAAUAUCAUGGUAGUAGUCGUAUGGAACGUGGUUCAGAUUGUUGUAUUAAUUUUUUUAUAUGUCAUUAUUUGGAUCUGAAGGAUAAAAAAGACGGUUUGGCUUUAAAUAAAUAUUUAUCGGAUUGGUAUUCCCAUAUUCCUGAUUGGUCUUGGUGUAAUUGGGAUUUAGGAAGUCAUGAUAGUCGACGAGUAACAUCACGUUUGCCAUCAAAAGAAUUAAUCGAUGGAUUUCAUAUGAUUCUUUUAUUAUCACCAGGAACAGCGUUAAGCUACUAUGGUGAUGAGAUUGGAUUUUGA